Bursaphelenchus okinawaensis is the source of this 3011-nucleotide messenger RNA. The record is from the annotation of a GenBank genome assembly. NCBI's taxonomy places the organism in Eukaryota, Metazoa, Nematoda, Chromadorea, Rhabditida, Aphelenchoididae.
AUGAACAUCGUAUAUUGGGUGUUGGUAUGCGCUGGACACAUUGUAUCGUUAUUGAUCUUACAAAACUCGUUUCUGUCCAAAAAGAGUGUCAUCACUGCUAGAAGUUCGUGCAAUGAUGUUUUGGCUGGUUCUAACUGUUGGACUAAACCUUUAUAUAAACGAGCAAUCGUUGUCUUGAUUGACGCUUUAAGGUAAGAUAAUGUCAGAUCAUUUUAUAUUUUAAAAUAUUAUGGUAGUUUCAACUUGUUAAUUCAUUUUAAAAUUUCAAGUUUAUUAUAAUUUAGGUAUGACUUCAUAAACCGUACAAGCGAAGAUGACAAUUUGUUUAUGGAGAACACCAUGCAAACACUGAACAAAGAUCCAGAGCAUGCUCGUUUGUACAAGUUCAUCGCUGAUGCCCCUACUACAACCAUGCAGAGGAUCACAGCCAUGAUGACCGGCUCCUUCCCAGCCUUCAUUGAAGCGGGAGCCAACUUUGCAGCGGCCGAGGUAGAGGAAGAUAACCUACUGUCUCAAAUGAACAAUUCGGCUAAACAUGUCGUAUUUUACGGGGAUGACACGUGGUACGGUUUGUUAUUUUUAUAUUAUUCCUACAUGUUUCUGAAUGUUAUUACACGUGCUUUGUUUAAACGUUUCAGGACUCAGUUAUUCCCAAACUACUUCUCCGAAGCCGUGCCGAUGGACAGCUUCAAUGUCAAGGACUUGGAUGUCGUAGAUAGCGCGGUAAAACGUAUGUAAUUUAUAGCUAAACAUAUUCGGAUUAAUAUUUUAAAAUUUAUUAAAACUUAUUUCCAGCGCUCCUGUUGAACGCUCAAAGACAAUUACUCAAUUCUUCUUUAAUUAUUGGCCAUUUCCUCGGGGUCGAUCACUGUGGCCACAGUUAUGGUCCCAGCCACCCAGAAAUGGUCCGAAAGUUGCGAGAAAUGGACGAUGUGGUCCACGAAUUAGUCACCAACUUGGACGACGAUACUGUACUUCUUGUUUUUGGGGACCACGGAAUGACAACUCACGGUGAUCACGGUGGAGACUCGUUCCUAGAAACGAACGCAGCUCUGUUCAUAUAUUCACCUAAAGGGUUCCACAGUUACUUCAGCGACACGGUCAGACAAAUCGACGUCGUGCCAACCUUGGCUCUGCUACUGGAUGUUCCCAUUCCCUUUUCCAGUUUGGGCAUGGUAAUCAGAGACUUCUUUGAUACGGUAGCUUUACCAUCGAUUGGUUCUAUCAAUGUGCGACAGGUUAUACGAUAUGUAGAUUACUAUAUGCAAGGGAAUUCAGAAGUUGAAGUAAGUUAUUUUAAAACAUCAUCUUAAGAGAGCAUUAAUUAAUAUACGACAGUGAUGUUUUCAGAAGGCGGCUAAAAAGACGAUAAUGUACUACGAGCAAACUAGUGGCACACAAACGGAAAACGCCGAAUUCGAAACGAUCGACGAGCUACGGAAGUUGCUGAUCCACUCCAUGAAUAGAUUCGAUACUGGAGCAGUUAGGACUGGUACAACCUCGUUGUUAGAGUCACUGGUCUUGAACCUGAGUUUGUGUUUCUCUUACCAGUCGUAUGACACUAUACCUUUUGCCAUAUUCCACAGUGCCAUACUCUUACUACGCCUUACAUCGUAUCUUGGAAACCGAGGAGGCGAUCUCAUCCUCAACCUCGCCAUGUAUGCCUCGAUAUGCUACCGUAUUUUUAUUGCGGGAACUGUAGUACCUCGAAAACUGCCUUCAAUUACAUUCAUUAUUCCACUAGUCAUCCACCUUAUUUACUGUUUUCUGCCGUUCUCAAAUAGCUUCAUCAUCUAUGGUGCUGAUUGUGCACGGUAUUUCGCUUCUACUAUGGCGAUCUUUGUAGGAUAUCGAUGCGUAUUACGGGAAAAGUAAGUUAAUAUUACAAUUGAAUAUAUAUUGUCAGGAAACCUAUGAACUACGUCAUGAGCACCUUAAUUAUAUUGAUUGGCAUACGAUUGGGAACUCUGAAUUUGAGAUGUCGGGAAGAGCAUCCAGAAUGUGAAGAAGCUUUCUUCUCCAAACAUAUCACACAAUUGUCUGAUGGUAAGAUCCUUUCUAUCAUUCCUUUGACAAUGUGUUGAGCCAUACAAUUUUGAAUACAUAGUUAAGUUUUCAGAUUAUACAAAAGUUUCACGAAUGAUAAUCAGUGGAAUCGCUCUAACAUUCUUUGCCAAACGACUACAGAGUGGGAACGACAUUGUUCACAUAUUAAAACGGGUGAUGUGCAUCGUUACCUACUUCAACUGGAUGUUCGGGUUUCAACAAGACCAGAAGUUCAAGAACUACGGUUUAUAUUCAGCUCAGAUAGCACUUUUACUGUUUGUCGUAUCUGUUGUGUUGUCCUAUCGCCACGAGAAUAGGCGUAAUCUGGUACCUAGGGUGUUAGACCUGUUCAUUAUCCUACUGUCGGUUCUUGGGGGAGAUGGAAUAUUAGUACAACUAAUCGCUACGAGAGAGUUCCUUAUGGCUUUGAAAGAGAUGUCACCGAAACUAGGUAAUCCCCUAAUAUUAAUCAUCACUCCUAUAACUCUUGCAGAUUCCAUUACAAUUGCAACAUCUUUGUCCCUACUCAGUUGGGUAAUAUUCUACAGCACAGGCCACAAUCCUGUGUUCUCGGACAUUCCAUUCCGAGCAGCUUUUGUAUUCUUCUCAGGCGAAUCCCUUGUGAGGAGUGCCCAAGGCCUGUUCGUGAUAUUACACUUGUUCUGUGGAAGUGUCUUCACCGGAUUAAGCGUCGUCGAUCUUCAGGAGACCCAUAAAUCAGCGGCUCCAAUAUUUGUUCUAGUCUCGACAUUACAGGUAUGUUUAAAAUAAACCAGAAAAAAAAUCACAAUGACAGGCUACUUUAAUAAAUCAAAUUUCAGACCGCGAUCUCAUGCUCGGCCGCCAUUGCCCACCGCAAACACCUGAUGAUGUACAAGGUGUUCGCGCCUCAGUUCCUGUUCUCGGCGGUCGGGUUAAUAAUAAGCAUGUCCGUGAUAAUAUUAUCUCGUGUAUUUUUGAAAUAA